UUGUGCACUUUCUUUGCUAUCGAUUCCCUCCAUUCAUUACAGGGAGCCAAAAUGAUCCCAUGGCUGAAUUUGUUGUCCUUGUUAGUGCUCCUUCAAGGAGUCCAGUCUCAAGUCCAGUUGGUGGAGUCUGGAGGGGAUGUGAGAAGACCUGGGGAGUCCCUCCGUCUCUCCUGCCAAGCCUCUGGAUUCACCUUCCGCAGCUAUACAAUGCACUGGAUGAGACAGGCUCCUGGGAAAGGACUUGAAUGGGUGGCAGCAAUAGCUACAGGAUCAUCUUCCACUUACUACCCAGACAAAGUCAAGGGACGCUUCACCAUCUCCAGGGAUGAUUCUCGCAGCCAGCUGUAUCUCCAAAUGAACGGCCUCAAACUAGAGGAUUCUGCAGUUUAUUACUGUGCGAGACACACAGUGAGAGGAAGUGAAUCGGAUGCCAAGCAAAAACUAUUUUUCUCCCUCUGGAAUAAAUUUCAUUUUUUUUACUGUUUAUAUAUAGAAUAUUUCAUUGAAUCACUUUUGUUUUUAGGAGUCAAGUCUCAAGUCCAGUUGGUGGAGUCUGGAGGGGAUGUGAGAAGACCUGGAGAGUCCCUCCGUCUCUCCUGCCAAGCCUCUGGAUUCACCUUCAGCAGCUCUUACAUGAGCUGGGUGAGACAGGCUCCAGGGAAAGGCCUGGAAUGGGUGGCCUACAUAAGUACAGACUCAACUCCUAUUUACUACUCAGACAAAGUCAAGGGACGUUUCACCAUCUCCAGGGAUGAUUCCCGCAGCCAGAUCUAUCUGCAAAUGAACAAUCUGAAACCAGAGGACACAGCUGUCUAUUAUUGUGCGAGGCACACAGUGAGAGGAAGUGAAUCUGAUGCCAAGCAAAAACCUUCUCCUCCUCUGAGCAACUUUUGA
Molecule: messenger RNA, 894 nt
Organism: Thamnophis elegans (Western terrestrial garter snake)
Lineage: Eukaryota; Metazoa; Chordata; Lepidosauria; Squamata; Natricidae
Product: immunoglobulin epsilon heavy chain-like
Exons: 3
Coding region: 52-894 (280 amino acids)
Biological process (GO): phagocytosis, recognition; phagocytosis, engulfment; positive regulation of B cell activation
Cellular component (GO): external side of plasma membrane; immunoglobulin complex, circulating; blood microparticle
Molecular function (GO): antigen binding; immunoglobulin receptor binding
Source: RefSeq, a predicted model, not a curated record